Messenger RNA from Moneuplotes crassus, 847 nucleotides. NCBI's taxonomy places the organism in Eukaryota, Ciliophora, Spirotrichea, Euplotida, Euplotidae. The record is from the annotation of a GenBank genome assembly.
AGUAUCUCAAAUGAGCUAUAAGAAAUUUAAGCCAGAAUUAAGUGAUAAGCAGGUUGAUGACCUUGAGAAGGCUGGACAGACAACUCACUCUAAGACUGAGUCAGAUCUUGAAGAGCAGAAAACUACCUGCUCGACUAAAGUCUUCUUGAUGCUAAUGUCUGGCCAAAGACAAGAAUUUGAAUGAGAUUUAGAAACCACUAAAAUCAAAGAUGUAAUCGCACAAGCAUUCAAGCAGGAAUUAUCUGAUGGGAAAUAAAGUCAAUAUAUUAUUUGCUGGUAAAAUAUUGUGCACAGAAAAGACACUCUCAGAGUGCAAAGUUCAAAAUAAUUUUGUUAUCCAUGCAAUUGUUAAAAAGAAUGUCAGUACCACAGAUUUAGAAAAUGCUGAUAAUAAUGAACCGAAUCAACAAAACGAAAUAAGUAAAAGUUAUUGUGCCUUUUGGAUAGAUUUUGACCAAAGUAUAAUUCUGAUUUUAGGAAAUAUCGCCACCUUUUCAGACUUCUUACAAAGAGCUGAGAUAAUCAGAAACCAGAUCAAUGAUCAACUCAAUAGGGAAAAUCCAAGAGUGCCAAAUAGAGGAAGAAAUGCUCGUUCAAAUCUGCAGGAUAGAUCCCAAGACCAAGCAGCUUUCAAUGAAGAAGAAAGUAAUAGGUGAAUCAAGGAGGUCUUUAUAGGCCUCUUCACCGGCUUUCUGCUAAGAUACUACGGAGUUUUUAUCAUGUGAUUCUGUAACUGCCCACCCCGAACAAAAGUAUGCAUCUUGAUCGGAUUGGUAGUCAGAUUGUUUAUGGAUAUAUCACAAGGCAACCUUGCGUAAUCUUUGAGAUAAUUAAACAAGAUUCAAUG